Rotaria sordida is the source of this 333-nucleotide messenger RNA. The record is from the annotation of a GenBank genome assembly. Lineage: Eukaryota; Metazoa; Rotifera; Eurotatoria; Philodinida; Philodinidae.
AUGACAACGAACGCCAAUCAUUUCGAUAGAGAAGAUUUUCGUUGUGGUGUAUGUCGACAAAAAGGUGCCUUUCAUUGUGAACAUGAUACACCCUAUCGUGAUAUUUAUUUGGGUACAUUUGAUCCAAAAGAAUUAAGAAAUAUUGUUAUCAAUACUGAAAAACCUAAAAAUAGAAGUAAAACAUAUGAUAAUUCAACAAGUAAUGGUAUAAAUUCAAAUACCAAUGUUCAAUAUCAACAAAGCAAACAAUUCAAAACUACAUCAACAACUAAUCAAAAUGCUACGAAAAACAUAGAACAAGAUAAAAAAUCAAAAUCAUGUACUAUUCUUUAA